Molecule: messenger RNA, 6434 nt
Organism: Octopus bimaculoides (California two-spot octopus)
Lineage: Eukaryota; Metazoa; Mollusca; Cephalopoda; Octopoda; Octopodidae
Biological process (GO): protein phosphorylation
Molecular function (GO): ATP binding; protein kinase activity
Source: RefSeq, a predicted model, not a curated record
CUUCACAUAUUCUAUCUUUCUUUCCCACACUUGAUUUGGCAGAACCCUGUCACUCUCUUUCUUUCUCCCUCUCUUUCCCUUUGCCUUGUCUCAUAAAUUCUUGCCAUGCACAUUAAUUGAAAGAACUACAAUUUUGUUUUUACUUUUUGAAUUGUUUUGUAUUGUUUCUUCCAAAACAAGCUGAAGUGGUCAGAAUUUAAUUGUGUUGAAAUUAUUCAAGAUAGAUAUUUAAGACAAAAAUUAGAAGAAGGAGAAAGAAUUUUUUUUUUUACCCCCUAAUAACAUGUUAUUCAAAAAUAAUGAUGACACAUUUUUGAGUGAACUGGUGGCCAACUUUCAAAAACUUAACGCUUACUACAAACUAUCUUUCACGAUAAUUUCCAAAAACACAGGAACAAACUGGAAAUUACUGCAUCAUGGUAAACAUGAGAUAUGCAGUGCAAGACUUCCACAGCUUGCUAAUGUUAAAUGGAAUAUUCCUGGAAUGGAUGUCUUAUAAAUAACUUAUGCUGAGCUGAUGGUGAAUUCUACACUGGAUUAUUGUAUUGGAAAUAUGUGAUAAUGAGGAAAUCUUACCUUAAAAUAUCAGUGAUGUGACCAAUUUUGGUUUGGCUAUAUUUGUUAUAUGGAAAUGGAAACACACAGAACCAACUUUGCAUUCAUAACAGUCAACUUCAUCUUUUCUUCAAUUGGUGCUUUAAUGUGUUUUAUUUCACUUGUGUACAAACUCUGCAAGGGAAUAUCUUUACCAAAAUUGUGGAAAUAUUCCAUUUGUUUACUUGAUACUUCAGCAUUAUUCUUUGGAAUUGGUCUGGUGAUGCAUCUGUGUAUUUUAGUACUCAAUGGUACAACUCCCAAAUUCCUUGUGUUGGCAUCGUCAAGUUUAAUGUUGUUUGGAUAUAUGGAUGGUUUGUGCUCUUUUAUUACAUUCCAGACAAUUCUAUUAUUUGUACAGAAUCCAAGAAAGAUAUCCAGUACAUCAAGCCACCAGCUUGGUUCCUCAAUAAUAGUACUCACUGGCAUAAAACUUGCCUGUCUGCUCCUUUCUAUCUUGCCAGUCAUCCCUAAACAAGACCAACUCAAACCUUCCAGGGGCAACCUCUUCCCUCUUUAUGACCCACAAGAAUCUGGGGGUACAUACACUUCUCUGUUGGUAAUUUGUUUCUGGAUAGUCAUCAUGACCACGUUUAUUUUUAGUAUUAUUGGAUUAGUGAAAUCCCAGAAGAAAAACAGCUUGGUACAUGAUUCCAGUGAAGACGUGCAUGUUUCUGUAAUAUCGCAGGGACAGAUGUUACACAAAAUACUCCUGGUCGAACAAUGCAUUUACACAGCUGUUAGCAUCAUGAUAACACGACUACUUUUUCGGCAAUCGGUUUCGCAGACGACCAACACCAAUCACCACGACACAACAAUUAUCACAGUUAGCAUUUAUCUCACACUCCAUGGAAUUUUCACAAACCUUGGAAAUUUUCUGUGGAUGAAGAAAGAAUGUUGUGGAAAACCAAAUGACAUUUCACAGGAAUCUCGUCAUCUAAAACGACUGGAACUCUUACGAACGGAGCACUCUGGUAAACAUCACUUCUUAGCUUCUUGGAUCGACAACAAGAAAUUCCUUCAAACAGGUCUAAUGAAAACCUACAGUCAAAAUUGGCAGAAACUGUGGGCACAAGAAAUCAUGGUUCUUGGAAUGUUACGAAAGGUGAAACACCCAAAUCUAUUGCAAUGUCUUUGGACAAGCAACACUAACCCUUAUUAUGAAAUUGUUUCUUUACUCAGUCAAGAUACAGUUUCUAGUGAUUCAAGGAUUAUCUGCAUGGAAUUUCCUGAAUAUGGAUGUCUACGGGAAUAUCUUAAGACUAUGGAAACUCCACUGUCUGCAGCAACACAGUGUAUGAUUAUAAGCGAUGUAUCACAAGGUCUGCAGCAGCUACAUCGGCUCGACAUUCUACACAAGCAUCUCUCUUCAAUCAGAGUUUACCUUCGAGGCAACAAUGGGAAUAAUUCGUUGUUUCGUGCUGCUCUUGGGGAUUUUGAAUAUGUAAGCAUAUUUGGGUCUCUACUACAAGGAGCAGAUAACCCAACAUGUAAGAGUCGUCAAACAUUCUUCCUUCCAGACAUUCGAUCUUUCGCUCUGAUUACUCUAGAAAUGAUUCUGUCAGUAUGCAACAAAUUAGUCCAAAUGCCAAAAAAGAAUCGAUAUCAAAAUGUAAAGACACAGAAGUCUAAUCCACAAAGUAUAUCUGAUGUAAUGUUGAACAAAGCAACUCAGUGGCAACCAUUAGUUAAACCUGAGAAUAAAACUGUUGUAAAGGGUAAAUUGGGUUUUUUUCCUACGGCAAGUGAAGAGAGUUUACAUAAGAACUGGAGUGAAAUGAAUCCAAAUUCAUUGGAUAAAAGUAAAAUUCCUCAGACACAGCAAAGAAUAAAAACAAUUUUUGUAGCUCCGGCUAAUAAUGCAAACAUUGUGCCAUCAGAGUUUUCUACAGGAUAUUCAAGGCAUUCUUCAGUCUCACCUGAAAAUGAAGAUUCUCUCAGCAGCAACAUUUCUAUGCUUGUAGAAGCUGGAAAGGAUAGUGACAGUGAAAUCAGUCCAACCGAAUUCAAUGACUUUAUUUCACCAUACGAAGAUAACAAACAAGAUGACUUCAUCUCAGAAAAUAAGUUCAUUGAUAGGAAAACGUCUGUAGAUUCUGAUCCUUAUAAUUAUCACUGGAGCUUUUUCACAAAUAAACAUGAUUAUAGCCCUCACAGCUUCUUUUUCAAUGAACAAUGCCCUAAAAGCUUUUCCGAAGAAAAUAAUUUAAACACACCAGAAAAUAGUAAAGAUGACACACAUAUGAAUGGCGAAACAGCAGCUUUUCAUGAGAAAAUUCAGAGUCACACAAGAAAAGAUGUUAAUAACAUAGCUGACGAAGAUUAUAUUUCAGAAGAAAGUCACUUGAGAAAAGUUCAGAGAAAGAAUAAAGCAAGAAUGAAUUUACAGAAAACUCUGACUUCUCGAGGAAUGCCUUUUAAUCAUGUUUCAUCUCAAAAACCAAUAAAAGAUACCUUUAAAAAAAAGAAACAAUUUAAUGAUACACAGUCCCAAAAACCAUCUCUAACUCAUAUUAGUUCUUCUAAUUCAGUAUUGCCAGGGAAUAAAGCCAUUCUUUCUAAUCCUAAUAACCAUUGUAAACCUUUUAAUAAUAAAGUCAACAAUGAGUUCAGGGAAAAUACAAACGAUUAUCAGUUCAGUUGUUCCAGUAGUUAUCAAACCAACAACAGCUCUGAUUUGGAAUCAUCUCAGAAUUUUUCUUGUGAUUACACUACUGAUAUAUCUUGUCUUUCUUCAGCAACUGAAGCUUUAACUCGAAAAAUUCUAAGGGAAGAAAAGUCAUUAUUUCAAAGGAAUAAUUCAGCUGACGACAUACACAGAAAAAUCAUUGACAGUGGUUUUGAAACAGAAUCUAAUCCUUCCAACACUUCUAACCAAAUAAUAUGCCAUCACAACUCUGAGAAACAGCAAUGGCUGGAGAACUGCUUUGACAUGAAAACAAAAGAGGCGGAAUUCUUACCAAGUUCAGAUAAUUAUUUAUAUCUUUCCAACAAUAAUUUCAGUAUGCAAAAGAAAUCAUGUUUAAUAUCCAACCAAGAUAGUCCCAUCUAUAGUCCUUCUUCAAAUAAGAGCAGAUUUGUUUAUCCAACAUCUAGAAAUGGUAAUAGUUGUUCAAGAAGGGAUGAAGUAUUUGAGACAAGUUCUUAUCGAACCUAUGAUAAUAACAAAGUUAGUAAUUCUGAACUUCCGUUAAUGAAAUCUGAAUUACAGAAUAGCAACAACGCUUCAAAACGAUACAGAGAACUUAAACGUAAAGGUGUACCACUGAAAAUAUCGAUUGUGUCCUCGAAUACUUCUUCGAAUUUUAACCAUUUCUCAAACUGUUCACCCAGUAUAUCAGCGUGUUCAGAAGUCACAACACCGGACAUGGAUUCCAAAAACAUAUUUUUCCCUCCACAAAUGUCACCAUACCCAACAAAGGAGAAUUACGAGAGAACAUGUGAUGAUUACCAAAGAAAAAAUAGUGCCAGUUUAUUUAAACAAUCACUUGAAGACAGCCCAGUAUUUACAACUAAAGUAAUUGGAAGCCCCUGCCCACCUACACCAACAACUACUAUCCCUAACUCCCUAUUCAUGACAUCAGAGAGACCAAUCCUUGAAUCUCGUAUCAGUUGUAGUGACAUUCCAGAUUUUGGUGGGAACUGGAAAUUUGGACCGAAAGGGAACAAUGUGCAGAAUCAAGACACAAUUUCAGUUCCGAGUCGGCAAUUAAGUCGACUUAACAGUGGAAGUUUAUCUCACUGUUCCUCGUUAUCUCACCUCAGUUUGCCAGGGAAAACCAUUCAAGGAAAAUAUAAACUUUUACCUGGAGUAAAUGAACAUCAUCUGGGUUAUUGCAUUGAUCUAGUGGAAAAGCAAUCCUUCCUCUCUAUAGAUGAUUUAUUACCUGCUUCACAAAGUGCCUUUAACCAUCUUAAAGACAAGCUCAGUGCAACAGGUGAACUAACAAAUGCAGCUAAACAGUUGAUGGAUAUAGUGGUAUCAUGCUGGUAUGUUGAAUCACCUCCCUUGGCAGCUAAACUAUGUGAACAGCUGAAGGAUCCAGUUAUGGAAACAACUGUUUGAUAAUCACAUCUGUUUCAUUUUGAUAAUUUUGUCUAUUUAAUAUAAUUCAUAUUGAUAUUAAUAUUGAUAUUUCCUUUCUUGUACUUGUAAAGAAACUCAAGAAAUUUCUGGAGCAAAUCUACCAUAAUAAGACUAAACAGUUAAACAAGGCAUCGGCAAACUUUCCAUGGCAGUAAGUUUUAUGAGAAAUUGCUCGUCAUAAUUAGACUACACCACUUUAAAAAAAUCUAACAAAUAUGGCAUAUAAUCCUGGCUAUUCUGUAUAUCAUACAAAGCAAAUAAUACAAAAUAUGUUAGAAUCAGAUCUAAAGAUUUGUUCAUUCAUUUCGCCUUUGAUUGUCCUUGUUAGCAAUGGUUAGAUGGGGAGAUACUUGAGGCAGGAUUUUUAUAGCUGGAUGCUCUUCCAGCCAUCAACACUUACCUAUUUUUCAAAUAUUUCUCUGACUUCAGAAGAAUUCAAAAGUGCAGGGACAGAGGACAAUUUCUUGAAAGGAAACGUCAAUCAACAUCAUUAUUUGUCACCCGGCUACGAAUAAUGAUGUCACCACUUAAAGCCCAGUUAUAAAUUGUGAUGUCACCUCUCAUUAGCAUAGUUCACUGCAGCUUCUAAAUAUUCACACAGACACCCAUAUACAUACGUGCGCACACACACAUACAAUAGGGUUUUUGCAGUUUCUGACUACCAAAUUACUCUAGGUUGGCCUGAGGGCUACAAUGGAAAACACAUGCCAAAGGUGAACACACGUCCUCUUGCCCACUUCUAUUAAGCUUGAAAUUAUUACAUUCAUAUGAGAUUAAAAAACAGAAAGUUUUAGUGUGUGAACUAUCUGCUCCAAAUCCAGGUAAAUUUACAAAUAGAUACCACAUCAUCAUCAACAUCAUCAUCAUCGUCAUCGUUUUAAUGCCCACUUUAUCACGCUCACAUGGAUUGAAUGGAAUUUGUGGAGAUGAAUUUUCUACAACUGGAUGCCUCUCCUGUUGCCAACCCUGUCUCCAAGUAAAUCAAGUAUUUCCACACAACCAGGCAUGUUUUCACAAAAGACAGGAAAUGAAGGAUGCCACUUGCAUGAUGGUGACACUUGUUAACAACAAUCAUCACAUGACGUGGAGCCAGAGGAAAUACAUAGACAAUAGACUUCUUUCAGUUUCUGUCUACCAAAUUCACACACUAGGUUUGGUUGGCCCAGAGCUAUAGUAGAAGGCCCAUGGAUUUAAGAAUUCUACUGUUCGAAACUAACUGUAAAAAGCUGCCGGAGCCUUGUGGAGCUUAGGUGUUUCGCUCAAUAAACACACACAACGCCCGGUCUGGGAAUCGAAACUGCGAUCCUCCGACCGCGAGUCUGCUGCCCUAACCACUGGGCCAUUGCGCCUCCUAUGUUUAUAUAUAUAUAUAUAUAUAUAUAUAUAUAUAUAUAUGUAUGUAUGUAUGUAUGUAUGUAUGUAUGUCUAUGUGUGUGUGUGUACUUAUACCUAUUCCACAAAGUUUACAUAUGCAGUGUAAAAACUGGAAAACAUAUACAAUAUAUAAGUGUAUAACUGUCUCCACUAUACAAAGACAAUAAAUAUAAAACAUUAUUAAGAACAAAUAACCUAUGCUUUGGUACAAACACAUUCGGUGAUAUUUGUUCUGCCUGAGUUGCACAGACACUCCCUUAUAAAUCUUGCGUUCAUAUACAGUGUGAGCUGAUGACACUGUUACUCACAAAAUGUAAUAUAACUGAGUAAAAUGUCAAAAGUUUGAUAUUAAGUUCAAUAUAAUAAAAAAUAAGAGAAA